UGUUUGCCAACUACGAGGAUGGACGACACACAUCACUCAACCGGAGCAAGUCAGAAUGCGGAAGAGAAACGACCGACUUUUGAAUGUGCUAAAAUAAACGGACCUGAGGAAUUUCCUGAUGGGGGCUUGCGGGCUUGGCUAGUGGCCUUGGGGGCCUUCUUUGGCCUUUUUAUUAGUUUUGGCUGGACGAAUUGUGUCGGCGUGUUUCAAGCCUAUUAUCAGACUCAUCAGUUACAGUCAAAAUCCCCAAGUAUAGUGUCGUGGAUCCCAGCAACAUCAAUGUUCAUGAUCUUUAUUACUGGACCCGUGGUUGGAAGGCUGUAUGACAAUUUUGGGCCGCGUUACCUGCUCUUGAUAGGGGCCUUCCUGCAUGUGUUCGGUCUCAUGAUGACUUCCAUCUCGUCCCAGUACUACCAGUUUAUCCUUGCCCAAGCUAUUUGCAGUCCCAUUGGCGCGGGCAUGGUCAUGUAUCCUUGCUUCAGCUGUGUCACAACAUGGUUCAUGAAGAAGCGUGCCCUGGUCAUGGGUAUAGUUGCCAGCGGGUCGAGCCUCGGUGGAGUGAUUCUACCUAUCCUAGUAGAUCGCUUGAUGCCUCAGAUAGGUUUCGGGUGGACUAUGCGAACAUGUGCAUUUCUAAUGUUGGCGCUAUUGAUCGUGACAAAUCUCACCGUGAGGCCAAGGCUACCUUCGCAACCAAAAACCAUCGGUAUCAUGGCAUUUAUCCGGCCUUUCAAGGACCUUCCAUUUCUUUUAACGGCCCUUGCCAGUUUCUUCUAUUCGAUGGGGAUGUUCAUCCCGAUCACAUUCAUGGUGACCUACGGCAAAUAUAGGGGAAUGUCAGUUGAACUUGCCGGGUAUUUAGUACCGAUUUUCAAUGCGGCGAGUGGGAUCGGCCGUAUUCUUCCUGGAUAUGCAGCGGAUAGGCUAGGCAACUAUAAUGUCUCUCUUUGUGCGGCAUGUUUGUCGAGUAUAUUCGUUCUGGCUCUGUGGCUUCCUGGACAAGAUCAAGCGACGGCAAUUGCAUUUGCUGCUCUCUUCGGUCUAAGCUCUGGCACCUACACAGCGAUUAGCCCGGCUCUGGUGGCACAAAUUUCCGAUAUACGGGAGAUUGGAACCCGGUCGGGUACGAUGUAUGCUUGCAUGUCCGUAGCAGCAUUGACAGGGAGCCCUAUUGGAGGCGCUCUCAUCUCGGCUGCAGGAGGGAGUUACUGGAAACUACAGGUUUUCACGGGGAUAAUGUUGGCAAUGGGGACCAUCUUCUACAUUAUAGCCAGGAUGCAUUUGGCCAAAGGCAAGCUGUGGAUGAAGGUAUAG
Molecule: messenger RNA, 1314 nt
Organism: Aspergillus nomiae NRRL 13137
Lineage: Eukaryota; Fungi; Ascomycota; Eurotiomycetes; Eurotiales; Aspergillaceae
Product: MCT family MFS transporter
Exons: 4
Biological process (GO): transmembrane transport
Cellular component (GO): fungal-type vacuole membrane
Molecular function (GO): transmembrane transporter activity
Source: RefSeq, a predicted model, not a curated record